GCGCCCCAAGGAGGCUCCUGAGGGUACUUUGGGGCAGAAAAUGGGGAUUAAGAGAAAAAAAAUGGGGAAUUUUGGGCUCUAACUGGACUUUUUCGGCGCCUCGUGGCGUUUUGGCACCGUUUCCGGGCAAUUCCGGCAGACGCUGCAGCACUUUUGAGGCGGUGUCGCCGCCAUUUUUCCUCCGAGAUGAGACGCCCCGGCCUGAUAGCAGCGCUCUGUGGUUUUUUGGUGACGUCAUUUCCGGCGACUCUCUGGCUCUUCCAGCGUGACUCGUUGGUUCCGGCGAGCGGCGAGCGCGGGUGAAAGUGACUUUGAGGACUGGCUAAUUAGCCAUGGCUGAGGACAUCAAGACCAAGCUGGCUCGUUACAAGACGGCGCCGUUCGACAGCCGCUUCCCCAACCAGAACCAGACCCGCAACUGCUGGCAGAACUACCUGGACUUCCAGCGGUGCCAGCGCGCCAUGGCCGCCCGUGGGGCCGAUGCCAGCCCGUGCCAGUGGUACUUCCGUGUCUACAAGUCCCUGUGUCCCACCUCGUGGGUGACGGCGUGGGACGAGGCCCGUGAGGAGGGGACCUUCCCUGGCAAGAUCUGAGCGUCCCCCACCCUCCCCCGGGUGACAUCGGUGACACCGGGACAGGGGGGAGGUGACACUGCCUGGAGGAGGGAGGGGACGCUGGUGUCACCCCCCCGGGGAGGGGACACGUGGUGGCACUGCCAAUAAAGGGUUAAAAACUGG
Molecule: messenger RNA, 737 nt
Organism: Cinclus cinclus
Lineage: Eukaryota; Metazoa; Chordata; Aves; Passeriformes; Cinclidae
Product: cytochrome c oxidase subunit 6B1
Exons: 4
Coding region: 333-593 (86 amino acids)
Cellular component (GO): mitochondrion; respiratory chain complex IV
Source: RefSeq, a predicted model, not a curated record